Molecule: messenger RNA, 3552 nt
Organism: Silurus meridionalis
Lineage: Eukaryota; Metazoa; Chordata; Actinopteri; Siluriformes; Siluridae
Gene: tdrd7a
Product: tudor domain containing 7 a
Exons: 17
Coding region: 115-3132 (1005 amino acids)
Biological process (GO): lens morphogenesis in camera-type eye; spermatogenesis; lens fiber cell differentiation
Source: RefSeq, a predicted model, not a curated record
CUCGUGCAUUCGAUUCAUUUAAAAGAAUUGCGCUUGUUUAAAAAAAAAAAGAACCGAUUCAUUGGCGGUUUCUUCAAACCUACUGAGACUGAUGAGAAUUAGCCAAACUUCAGGAUGUGUGACGUGGACUCGGUGAAGAAGAUGCUACGUGCCGUGCUGCAGAGCAGUAAAGGCGGCGUGGCGUUGUGUCGUGUGCAGUCCGAUUACCGCGCCCUGACCGGAGACUUCAUCCCUAACGCUCAACUGGGCUACAGGAACCUGGAGAACUUCCUCAGGAGCAUUCCUGACGUGGUACAGCUCCGACAGUCCCACAGCGGAGAGGUGAUGUGCUUCGCGGCCGUGUGUAAGGAAACGGCCCACAUCGCUCAGCUGGUCUCUCGGCAGAGGGACUCGAAGAAGAACUCUGGCUGGUCUCAGCUGCUGAACUGUCACAUGAGGACAAAAUCAUCCUCACUGUUCACACACAGCGCCAAUCCUCGCUCGUCCCUGAGGCAGCCUGGUCACCUGACCUCAAACAGCAGCUUCCUGAAAUCUUCAGUAUUACCUGUCGGACCUCAAGGUGACCAGCGACCGGUCUGUAAGCCGAGAAUCCAACAGGACGUGACCACUCGCUCGUCCAGCAAGAACCAAAACACAGAGGGUGACGUGGAGCUGUUACAGAGUCGUGUGAAGCAGCUCCUGCAGAAGUACAGCAGCGGUGUGUGGCUCUCCAAACUGCCUCAGCUUUACAGCACCAUGUUCCACCAGGAGCUUCCCUCACACGUACACACACUGCUGGAGACCUGGACGCACGUCUGCAUUGUGGAGAAGCCUGGUGUUGGGAGUGUAUCAGGGCACCUGGUUUACCCUGCUAAAACCCCGUCUCCGAAGCUCCACACGCCUCCUUCUACCCCACAGAAAUCUUUCCAAAUCGCCCCACAAUCCCCAACUUCUACCUCUCUGAUGCCCCUGAGGUCACUCACACCUGAGUCCUUGCCCCGCCCCUUGCCCACCCCUCCAUCUACGCCCCCUACCCCGGUCUUUCAGGACGUGAAAGAUAAAGUGCGGGAGCUCCUGAAUAAAUACACUCAUGGCUUGUGGUCUCACGCUCUGCCCCGCCUCUUUCAGGAGGUCUUCAGGUGUGAGUUCCCACAGUCGCUCCUGGACGACCUCUCUCCUCUGGCAGACACGUGUGCGAUCGAAUAUCCGAUGCCACAAAAUCGCAACAAGGCCAUCUUAUACACCCUGCCCACCCUGAGCCUGCCUUCUAAGCCCCGCCCACAGCCCAGAUCACGCGUCAUCGACUACUACGGCAACCCGAAGGUGCCACAUCUUACCCUGCCUGAGGAGGAGUUCUCAUCCGUGCUGGUGAUGGAGGCCAACGGCACAGAUGACGUCGUGUUUAGGUUCGUGGGAAAAAAAUAUUCUCAUGCUGCGGAGAAGAUGGAGGACGCCAUGUUGGAGUUUUAUCAUGGUGAAGGGGCGGGCCUUUUUCUGGCCACGCCCACACUCGGUCAGCUGGUGGCUGUUGCCCUGGAUUACAAGACCGUCCUCAGAGCUCAGGUGCACCAGAUCUCGGAGAAUGACGUGAAGGUGUACUGUGUGGAUCACGAUUUCUCAGAGGUGGUGACCAGUAAGCAGUUGCUGCAGCUUACCAAACAGUUCCUCACACUACCAUUCCAGGCCACUAGUGGCCAGCUUGCAGGUCUGGAGCAUUUUAGUGAGGACCUGGUGGUGCUGAAGACUCUGAAGACGUUAGCCUGUGGGCGGACGCUCUUAGCCGAGCUGGUGGAGCGAGAGACUUCACUCCUCAUGGUGUUGUACGACACGUCAGGCGAAAAGGACGUGAACGUGAACGCUGCGUGUCUCGCCGCGCUGCAGGACAGGAGCAUGCAGAACCCGUUACAGGUCGACAGCUCGUACUCCCACGUGUGUGUGACCAACGUGGCAUCCGACGGCAGCGUAUUCUGCCAGCUUCCGUCCCGAGGCCUGUCCAAGCUCCGAGGAGUCAUGGACAAGAUCGAGGCCUACUUCCUGUCUCAGGCCUCAUGGGAGCUCUUGGUGUCUGAGCCGUUUUGUGGUAAAGUGUGUUUGGCACAACACAAAGGGAAAUGGGCUCGAGUUGAGAUCACUAACCUGCAUGGCAGCCGUGUUCUGGAUGUAGAGUUUAUGGAUUUGGGAUUUCCUGCUUCUCUGGAGCUCAGUGAGUUGAGGGAGAUUCCUGCAGUGUUCAUGAGAGAGCUCCUCACCAUACCAACACAGGCUAUAAAGUGUCGUUUAGCUGAAGUGGAGCAUAAUGGAGAUGUUUGGCCUCCUGAUGUUGUUCUGUGGCUCAGAGAGACUCUGCUCAACACUGCAGAGUGCACAAUGAAGAUAUCCUGUCUGGACUCAGCAGGUCAGGUGCAGGUUUACCUUUUCCUCGGCUCUGACGCUCUCGAUCCGAGCUCCAGCAUUAAUCUCCAGCUCCCAUUCUCCUCCUCGUCCUCGGUUUGCCACCCCGUCUCUACGGUUCAGGCCCCUCCACCGCCCCAGCGUUCAGGCCCUGUUACCCCGGUCAUGCCUCCAGCGCUGGAGCUGCCCCAGGAGGGGCAGACCCUGGACGUGUUCGUGUCGGUGGCGUGUCACCCCGAUCACUUCGUCCUGCAGCCCUGGCGGGAGCUGUACAAGCUGGUGGUGCUGAUGGGGGAGAUGAUCCUCUACUACAACCGGCAGGAGGCCACGCUUAUCACCCCCGAGAAGAACAGCAUCUACGCCGCCAAGAUCGACAGCAAUUGGCAUCGUGUCCUGGUGAAGGGGGUUCUGCAGAACUCUCUGGUCUCCGUCUACCAGCUUGAUUACGGGAGACACGAGCUAGUGUCCACCUCUCAGCUCCGCCCCCUCAUUCACGAAUUUAGGCAGCUGCCUUUCCAGGGAGUCCCCGCCCAACUCGCAGGAGUGCGACGUGGUAACUGGAGUGAGGAAGCCGCUAUCGUGUUCCGCAACCACGUGGAGCGCCGGCCACUGGUGGCGCUCGUCCACUCCAUCCAGCAGGGGGCGCAGCCAUGGGAAAAGAAAAUGUCCGUCUACCUGGUGGACACGUCUCAAGAACAGCAAGACGACUGGAUCCACACCACCAUGGCCGAGUUCAGGAACGAAACCAACAGCGAGGCUUAACUUUAGUCUGCGUUCUUUAGGCUGUGUUCCAAUCCACUCUAGUUGUGUUCCAAUCCACUCUAGUUGUGUUCCAAUCCACUCUAGUUGUGUUCCAAAAGUAUGACUAUACAGUAUAUUGAAAUGUAUGUUUUAGGGCUGCGUGUCAAAUCCCAUUCUAAUGAUCAAUAGUGAAUAAAUAAAGAAAUAAAUAUCCGUUACUUUGAAAAGCUCCACAUCACGUUUGAGACACAGCCUCUCGAAAACCUGGAAAUCUCUCUCUCUCUCUCUCUCUCUCUCUCUCUCUCUCUGUUUGCAGUGAAGUUUUUUUGUGGUGAUUUGUGUGUUUGAUUUGUUUAUUUGAUGCACUACUGAUAUUUCCUUUUAUUCUGCACUUGCUGAUGUUUUGUGUGUGUGAGAGAGAACAAGGAAAAAAAAAAUGUG